This is a messenger RNA of Akanthomyces muscarius, 4449 nucleotides long. RefSeq lists its product as uncharacterized. The transcript has 2 exons. NCBI's taxonomy places the organism in Eukaryota, Fungi, Ascomycota, Sordariomycetes, Hypocreales, Cordycipitaceae. The record is from RefSeq and is a predicted model, not a curated record. Gene Ontology annotation, molecular function: ATP binding; ubiquitin protein ligase activity; ATP-dependent chromatin remodeler activity. Bases 1 to 4449 code for a protein of 1482 amino acids. Gene Ontology annotation, biological process: protein polyubiquitination; DNA damage response. Gene Ontology annotation, cellular component: nucleus.
AUGGCACGAACGAAGCGCAGCGUCAGAGUGCCAGUAUGGAAUGCGGCCGCGAACAACCAGUUCGGUUUUAACGAUGUCCUACCUCCUGAUAUCGUCGAUGCACUCCUUGCGCUCCCGUCCGGCUCCGAGCAGACGAACAUCCGCGAUGGUGUAACUAGUAGAAGUUCUGCGAAGCGCCGCAAGACUGCAGAUGCCCCUCCCGAUAGCUCAAUAUGUGUCAAAAAGGGCAUCAUUUCCUUCACCCGUGCGAUCGAGCGCCGCGAAACGACCGACCAGAUUUCCGUCAAGCCCGACGUGGGGCCUCAUGUUACCCUUCGAUACGGCGGCAACUUGCUCGGCCUUAAAGCCCGUAACAAGGCUCUCGGACUUGUCGACUUUGCUGUCCUGAUACAAAGUGAUCAUGCCGACCCUGGAAUGGAUAGGAUGUUCAAAGUCAUGUCGCAGCCACUGUCGCGAAGCGCGCACGGAGUACUGUGGACCAAGGUUGACGCUCGACUGGAGAUUGCGCAAGGCAUGCUUACUGGUGUUUUUGCGCUCAGCAUAAUGUGGAAUGAAACUCCAUCGCCAUACUACAUCAUGCGAACCAACGUCGAACGGCGAGAGAGCCAGGAAGUUAUCGAUGCCUUCUUUCCUCGUGCAGGAAUGAGCUCCUCUGCGUGGUCACCGAUGGACUUUUACGAAGCGGCUUACGUUCCUCCAAAAGAUGACCCAGAGUCUGCAUCUAUUGAAGUCCCGUCGCUAGAGGCUACGCUUUUUCCGUACCAAAAAAGGACCGUCAAGUGGCUCUUACAACGCGAAGGAAUCAAAUGUACACCUUCUGGCAUGGAACGCAUCCCGGACUCUGUACCACAGGCUCAUUGUGAUACGUUUCGCGAGGUCAAGGAUGCAAGUGGGAUGACAUUUUAUUUAAGUGAUGUCUUCCACGUCGUCACACGCAACAAGGCUCCGUACCACCUUGCCGACAGAAUCAUGAAAGGUGGAAUCCUGGCCGAAGAGAUGGGGCUUGGAAAAACACUUGAGAUUAUUGGACUUAUCCUCCUGAAUCAGCGCCAAGACGGCUCACAAGAUCCAGUAGACCCUCAGACGGAUUCUGAUGGGCUGUUGAAAACCAAAGCUACUCUUAUCGUCACCCCUGAAUCUCUCCGACAGCAGUGGAUGACCGAGAUUGCACGCCAUGCGCCGUCUCUCCGGGUCAUACACUAUCAAGGUUGCAGGAAGCUCGAGGAAGACGAAGAAAGCAAAGCAGUAGCAAAGCUUGCGUCGUAUGACGUCGUCAUUUCAACUUAUUCUGUUUUAUCCCAAGAACUUCACUUCGCUACCGACCCACCUGAACGCUCACGCCGCUUCGAACGAGCAUAUAAACGCCCUAAAUCGCCUCUCGUACAAAUAUCAUGGUGGAGGGUGUGUCUCGAUGAAGCCCAAAUGAUUGAGAGUGGUGUAAGCCAGGCUGCCUCCGUUGCACGCGUCAUCCCACGAAUCAACGCGUGGGGCAUAACAGGAACCCCCGUGAAAGACGAUGUAAAAGACUUGUUUGGGUUGCUAUUAUUUCUUCGUUACCAUCCAUAUUGCUAUGCAAACCAAGUCUGGAAUGCGCUUAUCACAUUCCACAAGUCGCUUUUUCAGAAACUAUUUCGAUCGCUCGCAUUGCGACAUACGAAGGCUCUUGUGCGAGAUGAGAUUCUCCUACCGCCCCAAAAACGCUAUGUCAUCAGCAUGCCAUUCAGUGCCGUUGAGGAGCAGCACUAUCAAAGCUUAUUCAAGGAUAUGGCAGAAGACUGUGACUUGAGCUUGACAGGUGCCCCGACGCUUGAUGAUUGGGAUCCGGAAGAUUACGAAGCGCAGAUGCGAACAUGGCUGACUAGACUGCGCCAAACAGCCCUACAUCCAGAAGUUGGCGUAUACAGUCGACGUCUGCUUGGGUACAAUAAAGACCGGCCGAUGCGUACUAUUGAGGAAGUUUUGAAUGCCAUGUUGGAGCAGAGCGAAACGGCUAUUCGCAAUGAAGAGAGGGCUUAUUUGUCUUCCAAAUUGACUCGGGGUCAGUUGUUUGAGAAUAGUCCAAGAGUAAAGGAGGCCCUCGUUCUGUGGGAAGAAGUCCACGUGGAGACAGCAAAGCUGGUUGAGGAUGCAAGAGCUGGACUCGCUAGCGGCAUCGAAGAACUGAGGAGAGCUCAAGGGCCACAAGCUGAGCAUGCUGUUCACGAUAUACAUGGGUCUGACUCUGACUCUGACAGCGAUACCGACUUUGUUGAUUCAAGAGGAAAACUCUCGGAGUUACAGCGGCGCUUACGUUCUGCACUGGAAAUACACCACAAGGCGGUGUUCUUCUGCGCCAAUGCCAACUUUCAAAUUCGCGACAACGUCGAAAUGACAGAGCCAGACUCGGAGGAAUUUGAACGCCUCAAGAAACUCGAAGAUGACGGCUAUGAAAAUGCCAAAGUUGUGCGACGGGAGAUACUGCAAGAGAGCUACCGUAAAGCGAACCGUCACAUGACAAGAAUCAAGAAAAAGGCCAACAAUCAGACAUUUGUAGAAGUUCCAGAGCUUGUCAUCAAAACGGAAAAGGGAAUUGAGAGCGGCAGAGUCGUCGAUCGACUGGAAGUGCUUUAUGGCGAACUCAACGAGCAAGCUAAUGUUAUGGAUGAAUGGCGAGAGCAGGUGGUACAGCUUCUUCUUCGACCGUUGCUUGACGAAGAGGACGAUGUCGAGUUUACUGGUGAAGAGCUUGUGGAUUCUGCCAAGUUCCAAGACGACUUAAUGGUGUACGUGCAGGCUUUACGAAGCGUCAUCGCAGAUCGUCAGGAUGCUAUAUCUGGACAGAUAAACGAACUAGUCAAGCAUGAGACGGAGACGAGUAUUAAACUGGCAGCAAACGGCGGUGGUCCCGCUCCGAAGAAGAUGCUGGCAUUGCUCCAAGCCAGGAAGCAGAUGAAACCCUAUCGCUCGCAAACAUCCAUGCGCGGCGCAAUCGGCGAACUUCGAGGCUUACAGACCCGUUUGAACCGAGAUGCACCCAGCGGCAGCCGCGAAACCAUUGAGCUCAAGAUUGUCUCUGAUCAUCUGAAGCACACGCAAACGCUGCUGAGCGAGCAGAACAAGGCAGUCACGGCACUCGAAUCCGAAAUCGAGAGCUUCAAGGAUGCCAUGAAUGCCCGUCUCGAGUACUACCGUCAGCUGCAGGUGGUAUCGGAUGCCGUGCUCCCAUACGAAGGCGAAAAGACGGCGCACGUGGAAGAACGCCUGGGAAAGAUGGAGCAGGACGCUCGCAAAAAGCUCCUCUCCAGUGAAGCCAAGCACCGAUACCUGAUGAAUCUCAAGGAGAACGGCGAGGGUGGGCCUGGAAGCAAGUCCAACGAGCCACGCAUGUGCAUCAUCUGCCAAGCGCCGUUUGUGACGGGCGUGCUGACAGUGUGCGGGCACCAGUUCUGCAAAGAGUGCAUGAUGAUGUGGUACAAGUCGCACCGCAACUGUCCUGUGUGCAAGAAGAAGCUCAAGCCCGAACAGCUGCACGACAUUGCCAUCAAGCCGCAGCAGCUGCAGAUCCUAAGCGAAGGCAGCACUGACAAGCCCCGCCAGGAACACCAACAGUCCAACGGGGUCCUGCAAAACGCCACCAUCUACAGCGAGUUCAACGCGGACAAGCUCGCCGAGAUUAAAGAUAUUGAUCUUGAUGGGCCCUCGUUUACGACCAAGGUCGACACGCUGGUGCGGCACCUGCUCUGGCUGCGCGAGUCGGACCCUGGCGCCAAGUCUAUCAUCUUUUCGCAGUACCGCGACUUUCUCACAGUGCUACACAAUGCUUUUCGCCGCUUCCGCAUCGGCUACGCGUCGAUUGACGAAGUCGACGGCAUCUCGCGGUUCAAGACGGACCCGGCCGCAGAGUGCUUCUUGUUGCACGCGCGCGCGCACUCGUCGGGCCUGAACCUCGUCAACGCCAGCCACGUAUUCCUAUGCGAGCCUCUGCUGCACACGGCGCUCGAGCUGCAGGCCAUUGCGCGUGUUGACCGUAUCGGUCAACAGCACGAGACGACUGUCUGGCUGUACCUGGUCUCGGGCACAGUCGAGGAGUCUAUCUACAACCUCUCCGUGCGGCGGCGCAUGGAGCACAUGGGCCGCACGCCAGCCUCUGCCAAGAGUGUCAGGAAGAAAGGCAAAAAUAACACCCGCGACUCCAGAGCGGCGACGCCAGAACCGUUGAGCGCGAGUAUCGAAGAAGCGAAUACACUGGAGCUGGAACACGCUGCGCUGUCCAAACUGAUGAGCAAGGACAGGACGGCGGGUGAGAUGGUUGACAAGGGCGACUUGUGGGAGUGUCUGUUUGGGAAUGUCCAGCAAGAGGACACUGCGGAGGCUAGUGACAGCGGGAGAACGAGCGAUGAGCGGUUCAAGAACCGGGCUGUCAUGUCGUACCUGGCUGCGGAAGCCGCAGGCUCGAGAAGGGACGAGUAA